AGCGAUGGCGACGCACUGGGAUGCUCUGUACAGGCGCUACCAGCUGCACCGGUACCUGAUGCUCAUGGAGCUCCAGCAGGAGGGUAAGACCUCGCUGUGGAGGCAGCCAGGAGAAGGCCCUGGUGCCUGGCAUGGGUGUUUGCUUCAAGUAGAUGAUCUGCCAUCUUUUGAGCCUGUUUCCAGAAGGCCAAGGUGUCCUGCAGCUCCUGCUGGGCUUCAGAGAGGCUCCCUGGGAACCCAGCGAUAGGAAUGAAGCCUUUGAAUUUUCAUCUACUGCAGUUGUCAUCUCUGACAGGAUCCCUCGCAGCAGAGCUUUGAACUCCAAAUACUUCCCAAUUUGGGUAUUGGCUGCAGGAUCCCCUAGGCCGAAACACAUCUCAGGUCUCUGUUUCAGCUCCAGGCCAUGACAGGAUUUUCAAUAAGCCCACAGUUGGAAGUCCAAGAAUUGGUACUGCACGUUCAUGUGGGGAGCCAGGGAGACAUCGUCAGCAUCUGGAACGGCGUGUCGGAGUACAUCCAUCGGCACCUGCUGCUCAACAGGGGGGUAAAAAUCAAUGGACUCGGGACAUUCUUCGUUGUCAGACAGUAUUUACCAAAAAGAAAUGACUUUCCUGUUCAGAGACCUGUAUUUAAUCUGUCUACGACUGUUGCAGUGGUUCACCAGAUCAAGUACACUAAUAGAGACAUUCCUGGGGACGUGAUGGUUCUGCCAGUGUACCACCACAAGAUGCGCCUGGAGCCCUUCUUUCGCAAGAGGACAGUGGAGCAGUGCAUGGGGGAGACCAUGAUCUGUUUCUCCCACCUUCUUGGAUGUGAAUACGAUGUGGACUUUGUUUUCAGAGACAUUGGUGUUCUCGUUAUCCGAGAAAAGAGAGUGCAGAUGAGAUUUUACAAAGAGUUCCUUGAUACUCUAGAUCAGACUGGGACACUGGCAGAAGCUCUUCUCCAUGAUCCAGUGACAAAGGAUUUGGUCAUAACGGACAGGAAAGCCAUUGUUCCUCAGAGCGAUGACAACGAUCCAGGUAUCUUCAUGUUUCCAAGGCUGGAGAUAAAGAGAGUGUGUAGACCAUUAUUUUGGAAACCCUCCAGAAAAAAAAUUCUGAAGUCCACCCAGGGAAAGAAGGCAGGGAAAGAACUACUUGAUGAGAAGAUUGUGGGAAAAGUGAGCCUUUUUGGAAAGUACCUCCUUGGCCAGGAGAGGAUUUCUUCUAUCAAAUUGACAGAGCUGAAAAGGGAGGAGAGAAAAGAGCCCCUUGUCAGUCAGCUGCUAGCAAUGCUGGAGAGCACCCAGGAGGGUGAGAAAGUUGAGAGCAAACACGCUCCUGAUGACCAGCCUCUGACUGUUCGUGAAGGACACUGCAGAGCACGAAAGGAUGUAAAAUACCUGCCUACCCCUUGGGACCAAAAAAACUGCUGGGCAACGUGGGGCAAAGACAGGCGCCAGAGAGAAAGAGCAGACUUGGCAGCUGUGCUAGCUAGGAGAGCAAAGGAAGAGCAGUGGAUGGCYGAGCAGUUGAAACCUCUUUUGGAAAAGGCAGUUCCGGAGGAGGAAUAUGGCUACACUCUGGAGGAGACCGAUCUCAAAAGAUGGAGGACGUUUUUACAGAGCACAGAACACUUGAAACCCUGCUCUCUUGAGGACAGCACGCCUGCCCUUAUCAAGAGGAAGGCAUACGACCAAGGACUGAAAGAGAAGAUGAAGCAGAAGUGGGGAAAGCACGAGAAGCAGAAAGAACUGAACCCACUGAAGUUAUUACCAGAGGACAUUUUGGAGAUGAUCCAGCUACAAGACUGGGUGCUGAAAGGUAGCAGGAUGGUGAGCCCUGCAAAUGAGAAAUGAGCAACCUUGGGAGCAUCCAGUGCCCUUUCAGAUGCUACAUAUGCCUGCAGUCGUGCCACAGCCUGGAUAAACUUCCAUCCUUUUUUUUUCUUCCUCCUUGCAAGGACACUCAUUCUUUGACUCUUUAAAUGCAAUCAUGUGCCUGCAAAUCUGUUGUCAUCCAGUGACAGUUAAUCUCUGCAAUGGAGUUUCUGAGGAUUUCCAUGAUAAUUCUCUUAAAUUUAAUCAUGUUUCCAAAUUGCUGUGAAUCUUUUCUUGAGAAGAGUGUAAACUCUUCAGCAAAGAAAUUGUGGAGGGGCAGGAAAAGGAUGCUCUAGUCCCUGCUGCUAGAGCAAUCCUCAGAUACUAUAACUAUA
Molecule: messenger RNA, 2196 nt
Organism: Nothoprocta perdicaria
Lineage: Eukaryota; Metazoa; Chordata; Aves; Tinamiformes; Tinamidae
Product: coiled-coil domain-containing protein 81-like
Exons: 12
Coding region: 404-1840 (478 amino acids)
Cellular component (GO): centrosome
Source: RefSeq, a predicted model, not a curated record